Messenger RNA from Teleopsis dalmanni, 1375 nucleotides. RefSeq names its product longitudinals lacking protein, isoforms A/B/D/L-like. The record is from RefSeq and is a predicted model, not a curated record. The transcript has a single exon. The coding region runs from base 419 to 994 and encodes 191 amino acids. Lineage: Eukaryota; Metazoa; Arthropoda; Insecta; Diptera; Diopsidae.
UUCAUAAGCAGGGGGUGGAAAUACCACACCCACAAUUUCGACACAUCAUCAACAUGAUAAGUUGCAUUUGAAAACGAGUCCAUGUACUAGUCCGAAUACGUCCACGCCAACACCUACUGGCAGUGGAAGCGUUAUUAAAUAUGAACCAAGCGCAAUCGAUGAUACUGAAAAUGAGCAUUGCCUUACGCCUGGUGUUUCAAGUGGUCACAUUGGUACCAGCAUUUCCGUUGCACGAAAUACUGAUGAUGAAGAAGAAGAUGAUAAUAAUAAUGACAAUGAACAGCCUUGUGAUUUGCGUCUAACACAUUUUAAGUAUGAUUUGGUAUCUAGAGUAUUGCAGCAAGCUACGGAAUACAAUGAUCCAAAUGUUGCCGCACUAGCUGCUCUUAUAAGAGCUCCCGUCGCAGGACCCUCAGGUAUGCCCAACCCACAACAAUCGUCCAAUUUGCAGCAUUCUGCUUUGCAAACCACUUCCCACCACCUACAACAUCCCCAUCAAACCCAACCACAAUUACUAUUAAAUUUUCCACAACUAUCAACGUCGCAUGUGUCUCAUCCAAGAUCAAUGACGCCUCCGCGACGCUAUAGUAGUAGUUCUGGCGUUGUUUCUCCAGUUGUUGCAUUGCCUCCAAGUGCAGGCGUUGUUACUUCGCCAGGUGGAAGUACCAGCAUAGCAGCUGUUGGCAGCUCUAAUUUAACUACUGGACCGUCUACCUCAGCGGCAGCAGCAGCAGCAGCAGCAGCUUCAGUGAAUACGGCUGCUGGCAGUAACGUUUCGAGUGGUAAUAAUACUGGAGGUGGUGCUGGUCCUUCUUGGAGUGGCGCGUAUACAUGUGAACGUUGUGGUAAUUCAUAUGCACGCCCACAUAGCCUCAAUAGACACAUGCGAUUCGAGUGUGGUGUUGAACCAAAAUUUGAGUGCCCAAUUUGUCACAAAAAGUCAAAACAUAAACAUAAUCUUGUAUUGCAUAUGCGUACCCAUCAAAAUCGAUGAUAUAAUCGACAAUAACAACAAUGUUGUCGGGUGUUAUUAGCGCCCGUUUUAGCAACACCUUUAUCAACAACAACUACAACAAUAGCAACAACAACAGCUACUGCAUCUGAUGUACUGCCAACAAUUUUCGACUAUUGUAAAUGCGUUCAUGCGAUGGCAAAAAGUAACAAGGGUGCCGUUGACAAUACUUUUAACACUUCCAAUACGUCCAGUGCUGCUGUUGUUGUUGUUUGUCGGUGUUCGCUUUGAACAAUCACUUAAAUAUUGUGCACGAAUGUGAUCAACAUGUUCUGAUUUUUAUUUUAUUUAAUAAUUUUAUUUUCUUUAACCUUUUGUUGUACAUUUGUUUUUGUUCUUAUAUUUUCUUUUACACUAAUUUUA